AAUCCUUUUACCUUGAACAACCCAGCCUUCCGUUCCCUCCAGCCCACACCAGUCAUCUAGAAGUCUCGUGUAUCUGCAGGGCGCUUCCAGAGUCGUUUACUCCAUUCAUCCGCCCCUGUUCGCCAUGUCGAAGCGAAAUCAGGAGCUUGUGGUCGUGGCCACUGUCCAGUGGGACUCUCAAGAGAUCGACAUCAUUCGAAAAGCAUUUGAGCCAGCCGAGUUUGUUCAUAUCCGCAGAGGCGAGCAGCACAUUUUUGACCAGGCCAUUAAGCGUGCCCAAAUUGCCAUAUUGGCCAGCGACGUCACCCCAGGCAUGCUUUCUGAUGCGCCAAAUCUGAUCUGGAUUCAUUGUGAUCACGCUGGUCUCAACAAAUCGGCCCGCCCCGAGGUGUUUGAGCGAGGCCUAGUCAUCACCAGUUCAGCGGGCCGCUCAUCACCUGCACUUGCUCAGCAUGCCUUUUUCUUCGCUCUUUCAUUAAGAUACGACUCCAGGGGCUUGUUCCAGCGUCAGGUAUCCUGUCAGUGGCAUAAUGGACGUGAGGAGCUGCGCCUGCGGGGUGCUCUUUGGGGCCAGAGCUUGGGCAUCCUGGGCUUUGGCAAUACGGGUAAGGAGAUGGCCCUGUUGGGCAGAGCCUUUGGCAUGCACGUUACGGUUAUUAGACGAAGAAAGCUCAGUGGCGACUCCAAGCUACCUGAUAACGUCGACGUCAUGCUGAGUACCGAGAAUGGAGACAGUAUAGAGGGACUUCUUGGCUGCGAUGUUGUAAUGCUCGCAGCUAGCCUCACCGACGAGACAUAUCAUCUGUUUGGAGCGACUCAGUUCAGGCAGAUGAAGCCAUCCUCUGUCAUCAUUAACAUGGGGAGAGGCUCAUUGAUUGAUGAAACCGCUUUGGUAACCGCCCUGAAGGCUGGCGAAAUUGCGGGAGCUGGACUUGAUGUAUUCGAAGUUGAGCCAUUGCCCGAGCAGUCCCCUCUGUGGAAGUUACCCAAUGUGGUUAUCACGCCUCACUCGACGCCGGGAAUGCCAGAUCGCACGGCUCGGUCUAUAGAGAUCAUCUGUGACAACAUCCGGCGGUUCAAAAACAACCAGCCGUUACUCAACGCAUUAGAACAGGGCGAUAUCUAUACUAAGGGUCUUUGACCUGAUGGUCUAAUGAGUUUAGACUGAAUAUACCCAUACAAAUAUACAUAUACUAC
Molecule: messenger RNA, 1197 nt
Organism: Fusarium oxysporum Fo47
Lineage: Eukaryota; Fungi; Ascomycota; Sordariomycetes; Hypocreales; Nectriaceae
Product: D-isomer specific 2-hydroxyacid dehydrogenase
Exons: 1
Coding region: 125-1141 (338 amino acids)
Molecular function (GO): NAD binding
Source: RefSeq, a predicted model, not a curated record